UGUCCCCUGUGAGUCAUGUGCAGGAGGCCAGGCGGCUCGCCUUACAGGGCUGGGGCCACCUCUAUAUAUAGCCCGGCGAGGACAGCUGCGCACUUUCAGCGCACCCCAGCAGGAAAGCAAGGGUGGAGAGGAGCCCCUUGGCUCUGUCGCUGCACCCUGGGCCCCCACCAUGGCGCUGGGCUCGGAGCAGGCGGAGGAGCAGCGGUUGUACCAGCAGACGCUCCUGCAAGACGGGCUCAAGGACAUGCUGGACCACGGCAAGUUCCUCGACUGUGUGGUGCGGGCGGGCGGGCGCGAGUUCCCGUGCCACCGCCUGGUGCUGGCCGCCUGCAGCCCCUACUUCCGGGCGCGCUUCCUGGCUGAGCCGGAGCGCGCGGGCGAGCUGCGCCUGGAGGAGGUGUCCCCGGACGUGGUGGCCCAGGUGCUGCACUACCUGUACACGUCGGAGAUCUCGCUGGACGAGGCGAGCGUGCAGGAUUUGUUCGCCGCGGCGCACCGCUUCCAGAUCCCGUCCAUCUUCACCAUCUGCGUGUCCUUCCUGCAGAAGCGCCUGUGCCUCUCCAACUGCCUGGCCGUCUUCCGCCUCGGCCUCCUGCUCGACUGCGCGCGCCUCGCGGUGGCUGCCCGCGACUUCAUCUGCGCGCACUUCACGCUAGUGGCGCGCGACGCCGACUUCCUGGGACUCUCGGCUGACGAGCUCAUCGCCGUCAUCUCCAGCGACGGCCUCAACGUGGAGAAGGAGGAGGCGGUGUUCGAGGCGGUGAUGCGGUGGGCGGGCGGCGGCGACCCCGGGGCGCAGGCCGAGCGCCAGCGCGCGCUGCCCACGGUCUUCGAGAGCGUGCGCUGCCGCCUGCUGCCGCGCUCCUUCCUGGAGACCCGCGUAGAGCGCCACCCUCUCGUGCGUGCCCAGCCCGAGUUGCUGCGCAAGCUGCAGAUGGUGAAGGACGCGCACGAGGGCCGCAUCACCACGCUGCGCAAGAAGAAGAAGGGGAAAGAGGCCGCCGGGGCCGAGGAGGCCGCCAAAGGCACAUCCGAAGCCAAGGAGGACGAGGAGUCCGAACGCGUUUUACCUGGGAUCCUCAAUGACACCCUGCGCUUUGGCAUGUUCUUGCAGGACCUUAUCUUCAUGAUCAGCGAGGAGGGCGCUGUGGCCUACGAUCCAGCAGCCAACGAAUGCUAUUGUGCCUCCCUCUCCAACCAGGUCCCCAAGAAUCACGUCAGCUUGGUCACCAAGGAGAACCAGGUCUUUGUGGCUGGAGGCCUUUUCUACAACGAGGACAACAAAGAGGACCCCAUGAGCGCUUACUUCCUUCAGUUCGACCACCUGGACUCAGAGUGGCUGGGGAUGCCACCGCUGCCCUCCCCACGCUGCCUCUUCGGCCUGGGAGAGGCUCUCAACUCCAUCUACGUGGUCGGCGGCCGAGAGGUCAAGGACGGCGAGCGCUGCCUGGACUCGGUCAUGUGCUACGACAGGCUGUCGUUCAAAUGGGGCGAAUCGGAUCCGCUGCCUUAUGCCGUGUAUGGCCACGCGGUGCUCUCCCACAUGGACCUUGUCUACGUCAUUGGCGGCAAAGGCAGCGACAGGAAGUGCCUGAACAAAAUGUGCGUCUAUGACCCCAAGAAGUUCGAGUGGAAGGAGCUGGCACCCAUGAAGACCGCCCGCUCACUCUUUGGUGCCACGAUCCAUGACGGCCGCAUCUUUGUGGCGGCUGGAGUCACCGACACAGGGCUGACCAGCUCUGCCGAGGUGUACAGCAUCGCAGACAACAAGUGGGCGCCUUUUGAGGCCUUCUCGCAGGAGCGCAGCUCGCUCAGCCUGGUCAGCCUGGCGGGCACCCUCUAUGCCAUCGGUGGCUUUGCCACCCUGGAGACCGAGUCCGGAGAGCUGGUCCCCACAGAGCUCAACGACAUCUGGAGGUAUAACGAGGAUGAGAAGAAGUGGGAGGGUGUCCUGCGGGAGAUCGCCUACGCGGCAGGUGCCUCCUUCCUACCUGUGCGGCUCAAUGUGCUGCGCCUGACCAAGAUGUGACCGGCUCAGAGGCCUCGAACUAAGCGCCCCUCCCGUCCUGCGGUGCUCACAGACCUGGCCUCCUGGGGGCUCCAAGGAGGAGGCCGGGAGAGGCCGAAGCGCCCCUGGAUCCAGUUGUGGUGCCCGGGCUGCUUCAGCCAGGAAAGGGAAAUGCCUGCCUCGUCCUAGCUUUUGGGCAGGGCCAAGAAACUAGAGGCUUCUCCCGUGUCGCCAUAUCCUGCCGGGUCUUCUUGGUCCACGAGCCAGAACCACAGGGGUGGAUCCCAGGUGCACCCUGGCCCUGCCCCAGCCUGGCUGUGUGUGCCACGUAAGUCCCCACAGAUGGGAGUGUCCCCAUCAAGCAGACCUUGCAACGUGGAUAAGUUUCCUUUGCUGAGAAGAAUAAAGUGCCUUCUGAGCAAGCAGCUUAGGUAUGGAAUCAGGUGCCAAGUCAGCGACCUGGUGGUUUGGAGAUCUGGGGCGUCAGCGUUCUGCAGUUGGGUCACCAGGGUCGGCAGUCUCUGCCCUCCAUGUGCUGUCUCCUCCACACUCUGUGUGUGGCCCUCCCUGAGGCCUAGAGCCCCCCGCUCCUCAGCCAGCACAGACAAGGAGCAGGAGACUGCUGGGAGAAGGGGCAGAGCAUGGCAGACUGUGGUAGAAAAGUCUUUUAUUGUGUCAGUCGGCUGCAUCUGGCCGGGCUGGGGCCUGGGGCCCAGGAAUAGCUGAGCAGAGCCUGUCCCUGUCCCCCUCCCCCUCUCCCCCCUACUCUGGCUUCUCUUUGUCCUGCUUCUGCUCCUCCUCCAGUGCCAGGGUUCGCUCACGCUCCUUCACCAGCUGGACACCACAGUAGGUGACAGACAGGACGGCCAGCGUGGUCUGUGGGAACCCUGUGUAGGGAAGAAGCUGUCGUCGAUGCCCCGGAGCAGUACACCUUCCUCAGUGACUCUUCUCUUCCCAUCCCUCUCGCUGCUCGACUGGCCCUCCCUGCCGAGUCCCUGGGGCGCUGGGCGGGGUAGGGGCAUUUCAGAAGGUCAGAGUCCUAGAGGUUGAUGCCUGGCACGUUCUGUAUCCCACACUCCUGCCCCUCACCUGUGAGUAGCAGGCGCCGGGCAACCAGCUCUGUGAACUCGAGGCUGUUCAGGCUCACA
Molecule: messenger RNA, 3156 nt
Organism: Lemur catta (Ring-tailed lemur)
Lineage: Eukaryota; Metazoa; Chordata; Mammalia; Primates; Lemuridae
Gene: KLHL40
Product: kelch like family member 40
Exons: 6
Coding region: 170-2029 (619 amino acids)
Biological process (GO): negative regulation of proteasomal ubiquitin-dependent protein catabolic process; negative regulation of protein ubiquitination; skeletal muscle fiber development
Cellular component (GO): A band; I band
Molecular function (GO): protein binding
Source: RefSeq, a predicted model, not a curated record